CACAUCCAGCUGUCUGUGGGACCCUCCACCUGGAUGAGUCACAAGCACAUCAACCUGAGAGGAUCCAAAACCACUUACCCUCUCCUGGCAAACCUGCAACCCCAUCCGUGUCCCUUAUUCUAAAAAUGGUGUCACCACCCGCCUAGAUGCCCAUGCCAAGAGCACCUUAGUCAUUGUGCCUCCUCCUUCUCCCCUUCUUACGUACAGCGUCCAAGUCUUGCUGAGUGUAUUACCUCCUCCACACCCCUGGAGUUUGUCCGCCUCUCUGAAUGCCCACCUCCACCACUAUUGGUCCAGCUCUUACAUGGUCCCCCUCCUAGUCACCUGACCUUCCCACCCCAGGCUCACCCUGUUUUGCCUGGGCCUCUCCCAGCCUGUUCCAGACACUGAUCAUGUCACUUGCCUGCUUUUCCGUCACCUGCACGACUCUUAGUUUGGGUCUGGGUCCUGUGACGUGUCAUCCCGCUUCCUCUCUCCUUGACCUCCCUGUUCCUGAAUGCAUGCCGUGGUUGCCUGGCUAACUCCUUUUCACCCUCAGGCCGAGGAACAGGUGUCACUUCCAUAGAGCCAAGGGUCUCCUCCCAGCCCCCCAGGCCCCAGCUGCCACUCUCCAUGGCAGGGUUAUUGGCUCAGGGAUCUCUAAACGGUGAGCUUUUUCAGAAAGAGCCUCGAUCUCCUUUGCUAGUAUGCCUCUGUCUCCCCAGGGCUAGCGGUGCCAGGUAACUGGUGGGUGAUUAAUAGGUGUUUGGAUGGAUACUUAGCUCCCUCCCAUGUGACUGUCUGCUUAGGCACUCUGCGCUGCUCUGGGCCAGGAAUCUUGCCCCUUCUUCCAUCUCUUCACAGCAUCCCUCUGGCGCGUGGUGCUGCAGAGACGUUUACUUAAAGAGAAUGAGUGUGUACCAAGGCAAGGGACCCCACCCUUCUCCAGGGUUUCCAAGGGUAGCUUAGCGUCUAACAAAACCUGCCCCAUGUAUUUUUAGCUUCUGGCAGGCAUAAGGUUUACUCCUUAUCUGUCUGCCAGUUAGCAAGCCUUGGGGUGAGUGCUCUUCCCGAAAUGCAGAGGCCGAGUGUGAUGGGAGUGCGGUGGGCAUCAGCGGUGCCCGUCAGUCACCCCUCUCCCCCGGAGUUUUGUAGCCUCAGACCAGGGAGGGACCUCGGAGCUGGGCAAGCUGCGGGCCUGGAGGACAGAGACGUGUGAGGAACCCAGCACACCACCGCCCCGCCCGCCCCGCUGUCCCCGCUGCCAGCCCCCCACACCCGCUGCGCUGCCGGAUGACCCGUGGCCCCGGGGAGGGCGCAGCGGGGAGCGCGGGCCUGGGGCUGCGGGGGUGCCGCGCAGCGGGGGCGGCGGGUCGGAGGCGGGGGCGCCCGGCUUCCCCGCCCCUCGCGGCCGCUCCCUCCCGCUCGCCGCCUACUUAACCUGGCCCGCGGCGGCGGCGCUCUCACUUCCCGAGGUCCGCGUCCUCUCGCUCCAUGGCGCUCCUCCUGCGGCUGCUGCCCCUCGCCCUGGCGCUGGCCCUGGGCCCCGCCGCCACCCUGGCGGGCCCCGCCAAGUCGCCCUACCAGCUGGUGCUGCAGCACAGCCGGCUCCGGGGCCGCCAACACGGCCCCAACGUGUGUGCUGUGCAGAAGCUCAUCGGCACCAACAAGAAGUACUUCACCAACUGCAAGCAGUGGUACCAGAGGAAGAUCUGUGGCAAAUCAACAGUCAUCAGCUAUGAGUGCUGCCCUGGGUACGAGAAGGUGCCAGGAGAGAAGGGCUGUCCUGCAGCCCUACCUCUCUCAAACCUUUACGAGACCCUGGGAGUCGUCGGCUCGACCACCACCCAGCUGUACACAGACCGCACAGAGAAGCUGAGGCCCGAGAUGGAAGGGCCAGGCAGCUUCACCAUCUUCGCCCCCAGCAACGAGGCCUGGGCUUCCUUGCCAGCUGAAGUGCUGGACUCCCUGGUGAGCAACGUCAACAUCGAGCUCCUCAAUGCCCUUCGCUACCACAUGGUGAACAGACGAGUCCUGACGGAUGAGCUGAAACACGGCAUGGCCCUCACCUCCAUGUACCAGAAUUCGGACAUCCAGAUCCACCACUAUCCCAAUGGGAUCGUGACCGUCAACUGUGCUCGGCUGCUGAAAGCUGACCACCACGCAACCAAUGGUGUGGUGCACCUCAUCGAUAAGGUCAUCUCCACAGUCACCAACAACAUUCAGCAGAUCAUCGAGAUCGAGGACACCUUCGAGACCCUUCGGGCCGCCGUGGCUGCCUCUGGGCUCAACACACUGCUUGAAGGUGAUGGCCAGUUCACGCUGUUGGCCCCGACCAAUGAGGCCUUCGAGAAGAUCCCUGCUGAAACCUUGAACCGGAUCCUGGGUGACCCAGAGGCCCUGAGAGACCUGCUGAACAACCACAUCCUGAAGUCAGCCAUGUGUGCUGAAGCCAUCGUCGCAGGGAUGUCCGUGGAGACCCUGGAGGGCACUACGCUGGAGGUGGGCUGCAGCGGUGACAUGCUCACCAUCAACGGGAGGGCCAUCAUCUCCAACAAAGACAUCCUGGCCACCAAUGGUGUGAUCCACUACAUCGAUGAGCUGCUCAUCCCAGACUCAGCCAAGACGCUGUUUGAGUUGGCUGCAGAGUCGGACGUUUCCACAGCUGUUGACCUUUUCAGACAAGCUGGCCUCGGCACUCAUCUCUCUGGAAACGAGCGGGUGACCCUCCUGGCCCCCCUGAAUUCCGUGUUCAAAGAUGGAACCCCUAACGUUGAUGCGCGCACAAAGAAUUUGCUUCUCAAUCACUUGAUUAAAGAGCAGCUGGCCUCCAAGUAUCUGUACCAUGGACAGACCCUCAACACUCUAGGUGGCAAAAAACUGAGAGUUUUUGUUUAUCGCAAUAGCCUGUGCAUCGAGAACAGCUGCAUUGCCGCCCAUGACAAGAGGGGCAGGUAUGGGACACUCUUCACCAUGGACCGAAUGCUAACCCCCCCAAUGGGGACCGUCAUGGAUGUCCUAAAGGGGGACAAUCGCUUCAGCAUGCUGGUGGCCGCCAUCCAGUCUGCAGGGCUGACAGAGAUGCUCAACAGGGAAGGCGUCUACACGGUCUUUGCUCCUACAAAUGAAGCCUUCCAGGCCAUGCCACCAGGAGAGCUCAACAAACUCCUGGGCAAUGCUAAAGAGCUUGCCAACAUCCUGAAAUACCACAUUGGCGAUGAGAUCCUGGUCAGCGGAGGCAUCGGAUCCCUCGUGCGGCUGAAGUCUCUCCAGGGGGACAAGCUGGAAAUCAGCUCAAAAAACAAUGUAGUGAAUGUGAAUAAGGAGCCUGUUGCUGAAGCUGACAUUAUGGCCACAAAUGGCGUGGUCUAUGCCAUCUCUAAUGUCCUGCAGCCUCCAGCCAUCAGACCUCAGGAACGAGGGGAUGAACUUGCAGACUCUGCACUUGAAAUCUUCAAACAGGCAUCUGCAUAUUCCAGGGCUGCCCGGACCUCUGUGAAACUAGCUCCUGUCUAUCAGCGGCUAUUAGAGAGGAUGAAGCAUUAGUGCGGAAGAUGUAGGAAGAACGCACUUCGGCAGCUCCCUGCCACUUUCUCUGAGUUUACCAAAGAGACUGAAUGUUUUUGAAACCAAAUAUCACACACACUUCAGUGUAUCUGGGCGGCACCAUAAUGAGAUCUGAGCCCUGGGUGGGUGGAGGGAGGAGAGAAAGAGAUGUCCUUUAAAUUGUUUUCCCCCCACACGCGGCUGGUAACCUACUCCAUGCAGAGACCUGGAUGUCACUGCCUGAGAGUCGCUUCCAAAAAGGCCCUGUCCCAAACGUGGAAUUUCCUGCCCGUGCCAAGUGCUCUGGAAAAGGGAGCUGAGGUUUUGUGGAGCUCACAAAACAUGAAUCACGCGCUCCAGCAUCCUGGGGGGGCGGGGGGGGGGGGUCUCUGUAAAGCUCUUUUGCAACUGGAGAAAUGGCAUCAUUAUAAGCUAUGAGCUGGAACUGCUCUGUCCAGCGUGUCUCGUGCCUGCACGUGGUUUGGACACUUCUUUGUGGCCCUGUCCAGGUAGGAAAGAGAGGGCAGGUGGAAAACGCAGAGCCCAGGAUUUCCCAGGUGUGGCAGAGCCAUCGUGUGUUGGUGAAAAUAAAACCAAAGGAACAUG
Molecule: messenger RNA, 4131 nt
Organism: Neofelis nebulosa (Clouded leopard)
Lineage: Eukaryota; Metazoa; Chordata; Mammalia; Carnivora; Felidae
Gene: TGFBI
Product: transforming growth factor beta induced
Exons: 17
Coding region: 1474-3525 (683 amino acids)
Biological process (GO): extracellular matrix organization; cell adhesion
Cellular component (GO): extracellular matrix
Molecular function (GO): cell adhesion molecule binding
Source: RefSeq, a predicted model, not a curated record